AUGGCUACAUGUGCGCUGGGAAUUCUAUCUGCGGAGUAUAAGCUACAUGAGGAGCACCUGAGUUUCACGAAUCUGCCUUGUUGUUUGGAGAAGGAUUACAUCGUGCUUGUGGCUGGUGAUGGCGGUAGUGUUUUGGCUUUUGAAGAUUGGGGUUUUCUUGGGACUAGUGACUACGGAUUUUCGAUAAUUAAAAGCUGGUGGGGUUUCGAUGUAGUGGGCCUUGAACCUCCGCGUACGAUUAUAUCGGUCACCACCUGGAAGAGAAUCAGAAGUGCAACACUUGCAGUCUUUGGGGAGAAUGAUGUGGCAAGCAAGUGUGGGUCUUGUUCAUUCCUAUGUGUGAUUGUGGGGCGCAAUGGAUCCGGUCGUGAAGAUAAUCAAGAUUCAUACAAUAUUGUAAAUGGAAAGAAGAGUAGAAGAAGUAAGAGAGUGUAA
Molecule: messenger RNA, 435 nt
Organism: Botrytis porri
Lineage: Eukaryota; Fungi; Ascomycota; Leotiomycetes; Helotiales; Sclerotiniaceae
Exons: 2
Coding region: 1-435 (144 amino acids)
Source: RefSeq, a predicted model, not a curated record